UGAUAGAUAUUACACUAUUGAUUUAUGAUUUCAAGUAAAGUGUUUAAAAAAUGUGUGAACACUUUUAAAGUGUACAUGUGUUUUAACCAACUUAUGGGAAACUUUUCUGCCUUUAGGACCUAAACACACAUUUUUUCGGUUUGAAGAAAAACAAAUACAGGAAAUGAACACCAGAAUAUUAUUGGUUAGUUUAAUUCUAACCUUACAUUUGUUGGAGAUUGAUUCAUGCGACACUGAAAUAAUCAAACGCCUUCAAGAUCACAUAGUCAAAGAUGAAGACCAAGAGUUCCUACCGUUCAUUACCGGCAAUCGAUUCCUAACUGUUUGGAUCGCCAGAAAACACUCGUGCCACGAAUGCCUGGGAGGUUCCGUGAUUUGCGCUUGGGCAAAGUACGAGAAGGAUAAAUACAUGGAAAACGUUGUUCAAGUCACACAUUUGUAUCGCACCCAAGUGAUAUCGUCAGACGUAAAAACGGAAGAAAAAAGAGCGUUGGUGAGAUUGGAUAACGGAGUCUACGUCGAGAAAAAUGGAAUAACGGAUGUGCCGGAAUACUUUAUGUAUCCAUUAUACUUUGACAAAAGAGAAGGAGUCGUAGCAUACCAUAGGUGCAAGAUUGAUAGAAAGCAUCCGUGGUACACGAUUAUAGCUGUGCUGGAUAAGGAGGGAGAGCCAAAAUGGUCUGCUGCUAAGAGUAAGAUACACAGCCUAAAACUACGUAAACAUUGGCUCUACGGGAAGUACUUGGACUACCGAGACUGCAUACACCACGUGUUCGGCUAGGAGCUGAAACAGGACUAGGACUUUGUUCAACGCUAACUGUAAAGAAUUUGUGUUAACUAAACUUAACACUAA
Messenger RNA from Macrosteles quadrilineatus (aster leafhopper), 853 nucleotides. RefSeq lists its product as uncharacterized. NCBI's taxonomy places the organism in Eukaryota, Metazoa, Arthropoda, Insecta, Hemiptera, Cicadellidae. Bases 164 to 781 code for a protein of 205 amino acids. The record is from RefSeq and is a predicted model, not a curated record. The transcript is spliced from 6 exons.